This is a messenger RNA of Clonostachys solani, 882 nucleotides long. NCBI's taxonomy places the organism in Eukaryota, Fungi, Ascomycota, Sordariomycetes, Hypocreales, Bionectriaceae. The record is from the annotation of a GenBank genome assembly.
AUGAGCGCCAAGAAGCAUUACGCAUUUAGAGAUAUGACAUGUCUUUUGAGUACUGUACUCGAAAAGGCGAAAGAAAACUCUGCACUCAAUGGUAUACUCGAACAGAAGGUGAAACGUGUACACGUUGAGUUUUUCCCCGGUGAAAACCAGAGAAAACCUCAUGUUGUAUUACGACUUCUCAUUCAAAAAGGGGGGAAUGUCAUGGCCUUGCAGCAGGACGGUAACUGGGAAUCUGCUGGGAGCUGCAUGUUUGAUUCAAACAACCGACAACAAGUUGAUGGCCUUGAUCCCGGAGUUGUUUUUCGGGUUCACAAGGUCUUCAAGGGACAAACCUGGGAGAUGCAUAGGGAUAGCAUCAUAUCCUUCAUGUACGACGUGGAGCCUGUACAUACGAUCAAGGAUUACGUUGAUGUUGUACUUGGCAAACAUAAAGACCUUCCGGAUGGACACAAGUCAAAUCUAUCCUUGUUUGAUCUUGCGGGUGUGGAUGAGAAAACCCUAGAUGGAUGUCGCGAUGUCGUGUCUCAAUGGGUCAUCAGGCUUCAUAGAAUGGGAUUCAUGAACUGGGCUGCUGACCGUAUCAUGUUGGACGACAAGGUUCAAUGUGAAAACUUCCCGCAAGAGUUCCACAAAUUCAUUGCGAGGGGGUUUAAGGAUCUCCAAACCGGGUUGAAUAGGUUGGGCACCAGUUCCCUGGCCAAAAUGACUGAACAUGACAUUCCCAUGCGCUUCGGAAGAUUUCAGGACCUUACAGUUGAACGGAUCAUUUGCUACGGCGACUUUACUCUUCCUUAUGGCUUCCCAACUGCGACAAGAACCGAAACCCGCGGUAAUUGUCUCAUAGUUCCUUGUCCAAGCACCGCCGUGGACUUGCAACAAUAG